Molecule: messenger RNA, 2083 nt
Organism: Helianthus annuus (common sunflower)
Lineage: Eukaryota; Viridiplantae; Streptophyta; Magnoliopsida; Asterales; Asteraceae
Product: laccase-4
Exons: 6
Coding region: 76-1743 (555 amino acids)
Biological process (GO): lignin catabolic process
Cellular component (GO): apoplast
Molecular function (GO): copper ion binding; hydroquinone:oxygen oxidoreductase activity
Source: RefSeq, a predicted model, not a curated record
GUUGUAUCAUAUGACAGACAUAUCCCCCACCACAUCAAACAACUAAAACUUCAAACAUAAUAAUAAUAAUACGAGAUGGCGGAGACAUGGUUGCGGUUGGUGGUAGUGGCUUUGGCCGUCGUCGCUUCCUCAGUGGAGGGCCGAAUCCGUCACUACAAAUUUAAUGUGGUAAUGAAAAACACGACAAGAUUAUGUGAAAGUAAGCCUAUCGUGACGGUUAAUGGCCGGUUCCCUGGCCCGACCAUAGUCGCUAGGGAGGAUGACACACUAUUGAUCAAGGUGGUUAAUCAUGUCAAGUAUAAUGUCAGCAUCCAUUGGCAUGGUGUGCGACAGAUAAGGACGGGUUGGGCUGAUGGGCCGGCGUACAUAACACAAUGCCCGAUUCAGCCCAAGGGGACGUAUGUUUAUAACUUUACGCUAACAGGGCAACGAGGAACACUUUGGUGGCACGCCCACAUUUUAUGGUUAAGGGCCACGGUCCAUGGUGCGAUUGUCAUAUUGCCUAAGCGCGGUGUCCCUUACCCCUACCCUAAGCCUCAUAAAGAAGUUGUGGUUGUCUUGGGAGAAUGGUGGAAAUCAGACACUGAAGCAGUGAUCAACCAGGCACAAAAACUAGGCCAAGCCCCUAAUGUUUCAGAUGCUCACACCAUCAAUGGCCAUCCUGGGCCCAUCUCUAAUUGUGUGGAGAAUGGUGGCUUCAAAGUACCGGUGGAUCAAGGAAAGACAUACAUGCUAAGAAUCGUCAAUGCUGCACUAAAUGAAGAGCUCUUUUUUAGGAUCGCCGGGCAUAAGCUCACGGUGGUUGAGGUAGAUGCAACGUAUGUUAAACCCUUUACCACAGAUACCGUUCUAAUAGCACCUGGACAAACCACAAAUGUACUUGUGAACGCUACUCAAAGAGCCGGCAAGUAUCUAGUUGCUGCAUCAACAUUUAUGGAUGCACCAAUCGCGGUUGAUAAUGUUACCGCCACCGCAUCUCUACAUUACUCCGGUACCCUUUCUUCUUCCGCUACUAAACUUGUUGCUCCACCACCUCAAAACGCAACUCCAGUGGCUAAUAGUUUCAUAAACUCGUUAAGAAGCUUGAAUUCUGCAAAAUAUCCUGCCAAUGUUCCAUUGACUGUCGAUCAUUCCUUGUUUUUGACAAUUGGUCUUGGGAUCAACCCAUGUUCAACUUGUGUUAACGGUAGCAUGGUUGCGGCCAGUAUCAACAAUGUGACAUUUGUUAUGCCGAAAACCGCGCUUUUACAGGCACAUUAUUUUAAUAUAAGCGGCAUAUACACCGAUGACUUCCCUAGCAAACCGUUGAUGCCGUAUAAUUACACGGGUACACAACCAAAGAAUCUUGCAACGACAAACGGUACAAAAUUGUAUAGACUUCCUUAUAACGCCACGGUACAAGUUGUUUUACAAGAUACAGCGAUGUUAACCCCGGAGAGUCAUCCACUUCAUUUGCAUGGGUUUAACUUUUUUGUGGUUGGAAGAGGGAUAGGUAACUAUAACCCUGUUACCGAUCCUAAGAAAUUUAAUCUAGUCGACCCUGUUGAAAGAAACACCGUUGGUGUCCCUGCUGGUGGUUGGACUGCUAUCAGAUUUAGAGCCGACAAUCCUGGUGUGUGGUUCAUGCAUUGUCAUUUGGAAGUACAUACAACAUGGGGACUAAAAAUGGCGUUUGUUGUGGACAACGGUAAAGGCCCAAAAGAGUCAAUUCUUCCACCUCCUAGUGACCUCCCAAAGUGUUAGAAAAGUUCAUGAGGAGGAGUUUCAAUGUAUAACGAAGGAGUUCAUUUGGGCAGCCCAUCCGGGCCGAAUAAAUGAAGUUACUAUUGGGCUUUAAUAAUAUUGUAUUAGUGACCGACCGACCGACCACCACAACAAGUUUUCAUUUUCUUUCUCUUACUUUUCUUGUUAUAUGAAGUUGAGCGGUUGUAAUUAUUUGUGAAUUUCAAACACAAUUAAAGUAACUGGGUUUAGUUCACGUGUCAAAAGGAACUGGAUUUUUCUAGUAUUGGAAUCUGUCAAAAAGAAAUGUAUUAAUUGUGUUAUGUGUUUAAUACACAAAUUUAUCAUGUUUCCUCUUAAA